This is a messenger RNA of Laccaria bicolor S238N-H82, 468 nucleotides long. RefSeq lists its product as uncharacterized. The coding region runs from base 1 to 468 and encodes 155 amino acids. Gene Ontology annotation, cellular component: ribonuclease P complex. The record is from RefSeq and is a predicted model, not a curated record. Lineage: Eukaryota; Fungi; Basidiomycota; Agaricomycetes; Agaricales; Hydnangiaceae. The transcript has 5 exons. Gene Ontology annotation, biological process: tRNA 5'-leader removal.
AUGGUCCGCUUCAAGAACAGGUGGCUCCUCGUUGAAUUCAUACCUCUCGAGCUCGAGAAACCCAAGCCAGGAACGAGUCGGCUGGAUGGGAAGAUUAUCUGGGCUGCGCUGAAACACAGCAUUCAGAAUAAUUUUGGCGAUACUGGAUGGGGCGCGGUUGCUUUAUCAUUGACUGUAAAAUACUUUUCACCCACGACAAACAUAUGCAUUAUCCGUGUUGGGAGAGAUCACCACCAAGUUGCGUGGGCUGGACUUACUCUCCUCACAUCAAUCGCAGGAUUCCGAUAUAUUCCCAAUGUUGUGCACCUUUCUGGCACUAUCAGACACGCGCAAUUGGCGGCAAUCGCUCACAACCGCGAGGUCAUUGCACGAUAUCGCGCUCUAGCAAAAACACCAACUGCGUAUCAGGAUUCCCAUGAAAAAUAUCUUGAAACGAGCACUGCGGAAAUUGAGGCAUUGCAGGAUUGA